This is a messenger RNA of Neurospora tetraspora, 1626 nucleotides long. Its product is annotated as general substrate transporter. Gene Ontology annotation, biological process: carbohydrate transport; transmembrane transport. Lineage: Eukaryota; Fungi; Ascomycota; Sordariomycetes; Sordariales; Sordariaceae. The transcript is spliced from 5 exons. The record is from RefSeq and is a predicted model, not a curated record. Gene Ontology annotation, cellular component: membrane. Gene Ontology annotation, molecular function: carbohydrate:proton symporter activity. The coding region runs from base 1 to 1626 and encodes 541 amino acids.
AUGGGUGGUGCAGGUGGUGACUUUGGGGGUUCCGACCCCGUCAUCUCUCGCCUCGCGAAAGAGGACCCGAUCCCAUGGUACAAGAAGCCCAACCUUCGAUUCCUCUACUUCAUGCUUUUCCCGACAUGUAUGGGCAUCGAGUUGACGUCGGGAUUCGAUUCCCAGAUGAUCAACGCCCUCCAGAUUUUGAAUUCGUGGAUCAAGUAUUUCGACGAUCCGCAGGGAGCUCUCAAAGGCAUCAUCAGCGCAGCAUACUCUCUUGGUGCCAUUCUGUCUCUUCCCCUGGUCCCCAUCAUCAACGAUAGGUUUGGUCGAAGAUGGUCCAUCGCUCUCGGUUCAAUCACCAUGAUCGUGGGCGCCCUCAUUCAGGGUUUCUCCCAACAUGUCGGCAUGUACAUCGUCGCCCGUAUGAUCCUCGGCUUCGGCAUCCCCACUUGCAUCGUCUCCGGCUCCUCUCUUAUCGGCGAACUUGCCUACCCGAAAGAGCGUCCUGUCUUGACCUCGCUCUUCAACGUGUCAUAUUUCGUCGGUCAGAUUGUUGCUGCCGCCAUUGUCUUCGGAACCAACAACAUCGCGAGCAAUUGGGGCUGGAGAAUCCCCUCGCUUCUCCAGGUUUGCCCUUCGCUGCUUCAGCUUGCCUUCGUCUUUUUCAUCCCGGAGAGUCCCCGCUGGCUGAUCACCAAGGACCGCUCUCAAGAAGCCCAUGACAUUCUGAAGAAGUACCAUGGAGAGAUGGAGCGCGGUGAGGAAUUUGUUGCCGCUGAAUUUGCUCAGAUGCAAGCCGUCAUUCGUCUGGAAUAUGAAACCGUGUCCAAGAGCUCGUGGACGGAUCUCUUCAGAACCUCGGGUAUGCGCAAGCGUCUUCUCAUCUCGUCGAUGCUCGGUCUCUUCACCCAGUGGUCCGGAAACACCCUCAUCUCAUACUUCCUCGGCGAUCUCCUCAAGAUGAUCGGCUACACGGAGUCGACCUUCAUCCAAAAGAUCAACGUUUCCAUCGCCUGCUGGAGUUUGAUUUGCGGUGUGACCGUCUCGCUCCUUGUCACUCGUAUUAGACGUCGUGUCAUGUACAUGGCCUGCACCAUCAGCUUGCUGCUGUGCUAUAUUGCGUGGACCAUCUCCAUGGAGCGCGCCAUGACAGGCAAAAAGAUCGGAAAACCCAACAACGGGGCUAACAUCGCCACCCUCUUCUUCAUCUACAUGUACUCGCCUUGCUAUAACAUGGGUUAUAACGCCCUGACCUACACCUACAUGGUGGAAGUCUGGCCCUAUGCCGAGCGCUCUCGUGGUAUUGCCGUCUUCCAGCUCUUUGGUCGUCUGGCCGGCUUCUUCACCACCUUCGUCAACCCCAUCGGUCUCAAGAACGUUGGCUGGAAGUACCUCAUCUCGUACUGCGUCUGGCUCGCAUUUGAGGUCUGCUUCGUGUACUUCAUGUUCCCUGAGACGAUGGGUCGGACGCUCGAAGAGCUUACAUUCAUGUUCGAGGGCGAGGACCUUCAGAGGCAAGCCAAUGCCGCUGCCGAGAAGGUGGUCAACCACGCUGAGCAUGACACUACUGGACUUGGCAGGCGUAGCACCAGCGAAAACAAGUUGGGCGGCUCAUCUGAGGUCAAGGAGCAUGUUCCUUGA